Molecule: messenger RNA, 1821 nt
Organism: Penicillium argentinense
Lineage: Eukaryota; Fungi; Ascomycota; Eurotiomycetes; Eurotiales; Aspergillaceae
Product: pseudouridine synthase DEG1
Exons: 1
Coding region: 1-1821 (606 amino acids)
Biological process (GO): tRNA pseudouridine synthesis; mRNA pseudouridine synthesis
Cellular component (GO): nucleus; cytoplasm
Molecular function (GO): RNA binding; pseudouridine synthase activity
Source: RefSeq, a predicted model, not a curated record
AUGGCCGAUGCGGGUGCCGAGGGGCGUCCCGAUUACUCGACCUGGACCAAUUCCAGUCUGAUUGAUCGAAUCACAGAACUCGAAAGACAACUGCAUGCCCAGACGACGCAGUACACGGCCGCGCCCGCGGAAGGUGCACCGGGUGCAGCUGUUUCGGAAGGUGUCUACGAGCCUGCCAUUCCGCCUCCCCCAUCCGCCAAAACUUCGAAGAAACGCGCCCACUCCCCGGCGGAGGUUGAUAUCGUCCACAAGCCCGCACCAGAUCGGCUGCCGAAGGAAAAUCGUGGAUUUGACCCAUCGAAGUACAACACCCGGUACAUCGCACUCAAGUUCGCCUACCUGGGACAACGGUACAAUGGCCUCGAGCAUACGAAUGGGAACACUACGCCGCUCCCUACGGUCGAGGAAAUCCUGUGGAAAGCUUUGCGGCGUACACGGUUAAUCCUCCCUGAAACUAGCUCGCCUGAUGAGCCGCAUCCUACCGAGCCACGAGAGAUGCGUCCCUACUCUCUUCACUGGGACGGGUGCGACUACUCGAAGGCCGGGAGAACGGAUCGUGGCGUCAGUGCAUUUGGGCAAGUUGUUGGGGUGAGGGUUCGCAGUGCUCGGCCAAAGCCGCAACCAAAGGCUACAGACCCAGAAGCGGAUGACGCUGCAACGCAAGUUGAACUCUCGUCCGUAGACCAGGACUGGGAUGAUAUUGCCGAUGAACUAUCCUAUGUGUCGAUCUUGAACAGAGUACUACCAGAUGAUAUCCGAAUUCUAGCCUGGUGCCCUAAUCCCCCACCGGGAUUCGAUGCUCGUUUUUCUUGCCGUGAGCGCAGGUAUCGAUACUUCUUCACCCAACCUGCCUUCUCCCCUACCCCUGGAGCAGUCGGACUUGAAGAUCGUAUCGGAGGAGGGGAGGGGUCGCGGAAAAAGUACCGCGAGGGCUGGCUGGAUAUCGAAGCCAUGCGCGAAGCAGCCAAGUACUACGAAGGCACACACGAUUUCAGGAACUUCUGCAAGCUGGACACGAGCAAGCAGAUUGAAAACUUUGAGCGCAUAAUUUUUCGCUCCGAUAUUGAGCGCGUUGACCCCAAGUCCCUUCCCCUGGGCUAUGUGAACCGACCGGGGUUCCAACAGUGCGAGGAUUCUCCAAUGGACAUGGAUAUGACCUCCGACGAUUCUGCAAAGACGCCCCCACAGGUGUAUUCGUUCACCCUGUACGGCUCCGCCUUUUUGUGGCACCAGGUUCGCCACAUGGUCGCUAUUCUCUUCCUAGUUGGGCAAGGACUCGAACCUCCGUCCAUCGUCCUAGAUCUUUUGGAUAUUGUCAAAACCCCACGAAAGCCAUCAUAUGAGAUGGCAUCUGAUGCACCACUCGUGCUGUGGGAUUGCAUCUUCCCCGACGAAAGCUCCGGCAGCCGAGAUGAUGCAUUGGACUGGGUAUAUGCCAGCGAUCCGAGACUCAACCAGAACGGCAGCGCCAAAGGCGAUGGCAAGUUUGGCAUCAAGGGUGUGGUUGACGGUUUGUGGAGUGUCUGGAGACAGCGCAAGAUGGAUGAAAUCCUGGCCGGUGCUCUACUGGAUUUGACGGUUAGCCAGGGUGACCAGAGCAUGGACAACAUAUUUGGAAAGCAGGGACUCACCAAGAAACAGUGCAGAGGUGCUAAGGUCUGGUUGGGGUCAGAUGAAGCUCGUGUGGGUGGAAAAUACAUCCCUGUCAUGCAGAAGCCAAAGCUGGACCCCGUUCCGGUUCAGAAUGCCAGAUGGCUUGCGUCCAAACAACGCAAAAUGGCGGCAAAAGAAGAAGCUGAGAAGGCGGAAGUGCUGCAAUAA